GGAAAGUGGCAUGGCAGCGGUACAGCGUCUCUGACGAACGGCCUUGUGUACAAGGGAACAUUUGUGCAUGGUGACAUGCAUGGAAACGGAGAAAUCGAAUGGCCGAGUAGGCUGCGAUAUCAAGGAGAAGUGAACAAGAACAUGGCGACAGGUAAAGGAAAGCUCGAAUGGCCCAACGGCGACUACUACCUCGGUAGAUGGUUCGAAGGGAAACGACACGGCUGGGGGAAAAUGACGUACGGGAACCGACAGGAUCAGUGGUACGAGGGUGAGUGGAAGGAAGGUGCAAAGAGCGGGAAGGGAACGAUGCAAUGGAGUACAGGGAAUGUUUAUGUCGGCGAGUUUGUUCAAAAUUGCCGGGAAGGACAAGGAAGAAUGCAGUGGAUGGACAGGAAUGAGAUCUACAUAGGCGAAUGGAAGGCAGACAAGCUGCAUGGUAUGGGGAGAUACUUGUGGUUAUCUGAUGUUGAGGUCAACAAGAAUCUUGCAGUCUUCAACCAGUAUGUUGGUCAGUUUGCAGAGAACCAGAGGCAUGGCUUCGGGAUAUUCUCCUAUGCAGAUGGGUCGAGGUAUGUCGGGGAUUGGAAUGCAAAUCUCAAACACGGCAAAGGCACCAUCAUUUCAUCUGUUGGA
This is a messenger RNA of Guillardia theta CCMP2712, 633 nucleotides long. RefSeq lists its product as hypothetical. The annotation marks the transcript as partial. The record is from RefSeq and is a predicted model, not a curated record. The transcript has 2 exons. Lineage: Eukaryota; Cryptophyceae; Pyrenomonadales; Geminigeraceae.